AUGAAAUAUAGCCGUUGGGAUGAACUUCGUUUGAUUGUGGAAGUAGUUCUUGAAAUUGGUAGCAUUUUCAACUCAAGUGGCAUCGAUGUGUAUUUUCUUAAUCGACCACCAUUAUUUAAUGUUUCUGAUCUCGGACAUAUCGAUCAAGCAUUUGCUUUUGAACCGGAUGGCUAUACACCGCUUGUUUCUGUUCUGAGGACGAUUUUCAAUUCAUAUAAUGAUAAACAAGACAAUAAUAAAAGAGUACUUGUCUUGGUGGCGACAGAUGGAGAACCAAUCAAUAAUGAAGGUGAUAGUGAUGUAGCUGCUCUGGAAUAUGUCAUGCAGCAGGAACGUCAAUCUAAUACAAUCUAUGUAACAUUUCUCGCUUGUACCGACGAUGAGUCGAAUAUUGCCUAUAUGGAUGAAUGGGAGAAUACUAUGGUCAAUGUCAAUGUUACUGAUGAUUAUCGAACAGAACGAGAUUUUGUGCAUCGAAAUCGUGGUCCACAUUAUCCCUUCUCAUUUGGUGAUCACAUUGCUAAGUCAUUGCUCAACGCCAUUGAUCCAAAAAUCAACGUAUUCAAUAACCUUGAAAUUGAAAACAAUACCAAUGCAAACAUGGAUACCUUAGCAAGAUCAUGA
This is a messenger RNA of Rotaria sp. Silwood1, 624 nucleotides long. The record is from the annotation of a GenBank genome assembly. Lineage: Eukaryota; Metazoa; Rotifera; Eurotatoria; Philodinida; Philodinidae.